AUGUAUUCAGCUUUGCAUUAUUUCCUAUUCCUUGUUUGGUUGUCGACAUCUGUAGUACUGGAUAAGGGAGUGGUUCGUGUAAUUGAUAAAGUUAUCAAGAGCGCGAAAUUCGCUAGCAGAGUCCUGGUUGUUCGUGAGGCAUGUGAGGCCCUUGGGAUUGAAAAGGGUAAGCAACUAGGUGGUUGCUCUACAAGUUUCGGAGAACAUGAAGUCUCAGAUCCUGUCCGUGUUACAAGAAGAGCUAAAGAGGUGGAUGCCACUCUAUUGUCACUUGCUGAGAUGAAUUUUGUAGGCUUCUUUCACUUAGGGAGAUGGAUUAUGACGGUUCCGCCAGUUUUGUCGCAAUUCGAAUCUGGGCGCUUCUUUGCUUUGCGAUUUUUGCUUCAUACUAUGGAUGAUUCAUCUGUAGCUCAGUGCGUUUUUCCUUCUGUGGGUGAGAUGUUGUGA
Lactuca saligna is the source of this 447-nucleotide messenger RNA. The record is from the annotation of a GenBank genome assembly. Lineage: Eukaryota; Viridiplantae; Streptophyta; Magnoliopsida; Asterales; Asteraceae.